CCUUCUUUAGUAUGGCAUCCACCUACAUCGAGGGAUUCCAUGACCUCGGCAUGGUUGAAAAGAUGUGCUAUACGCCUCUCGGUAACACCGGUAUGAAACUCUCUUCCAUUGGUUUUGGUGCUUCACCAUUAGGAAACCCAUACACCGUCGAGAUGCCCAGUGACGAGGAACAUGAGGCCUGUGUCCUGAAAGCAUUGAAGAGUGGUAUCAACUACAUUGACACGGCUCCUUGGUAUGGACAGGGAAAAUCAGAAGAAAAACUAGGAAAUAUUUUGAAGGAUGUACCACGAAGCAGCUAUUACAUUUCUACGAAGGUGGGGCGGUACGAGAAAGACGUGGAGCGCAUGUUUGAUUUUUCUGCUGAAAGAGUGACGCGGAGCGUGGAUGAGAGUCUGUCUAGGCUUGGCCUUAGCUGUGUCGAUAUCAUACAGGUACAUGAUGUUGAAUUUGCUGAAAAUCUUGAGAUUAUUUUGAAUGAGACUCUUCCAGCUCUACAAAAGAUCAAGGAGGCCGGGAAAGCUAAAUUUAUUGGUAUCACUGGUUAUCCAAUCAAUACACUAAGGGAGAUUGUAGACCGGAGUACAGUAAAGAUUGAUACAGUAUUAUCAUAUUGCCAUCUUGAUAUCAACGAUUCUUCCUUGCUUGAUCAUAUAGCAUUCUUUGAGGAGAAAGGUAUUGGUGUGAUCUCUGCUUCUCCUCUCUCUAUGGCCCUCUUAACAUCCCUUGGUCCUCCUGUCUGGCACCCUGCCUCUGAAGCCGUCAGAGACACCUGCAGGAAUGCUGCCAAGUACUGUCAAGAACAUGGUGUGGACAUCUCUAAACUAGCCUUACAUUACUCUCUGUCACAAGGGAAGGUAGCAACCGUCAUAGUCGGUAUGGACAGACCUUUGUUUCUGGAGCGCAAUAUGGAAGUACUACACAACAAACUCAGGAAAGAAGAGGAGGAAGUCUUGCAGGAAAUCCAAAAGGAAUUCUUCCCUAAAGGGGUGAGUCGAACCUGGGAAGGGGUUGAGGUUGCUAAGUACCGGAGGAAGCUUAAAGCAAGGCAAACAGAGCUACAGGGUUGAAGCAAUCAAAGGACUUGAAGACACCUUCAGAGGACAGUACUGAUCAAUCUAAUCAGCUUCUUUUCAUGUGGAAACCGGUUCAAGUGGUAAUUUCUUCUGAAAUGUCGAAAAUGAGAAAUGGGUUGAAGUGAAAGUUUGAUCAAAAUCAAAUUUGAA
This is a messenger RNA of Lytechinus variegatus (green sea urchin), 1223 nucleotides long. RefSeq names its product L-galactose dehydrogenase-like. NCBI's taxonomy places the organism in Eukaryota, Metazoa, Echinodermata, Echinoidea, Temnopleuroida, Toxopneustidae. Gene Ontology annotation, cellular component: cytosol. Bases 12 to 1067 code for a protein of 351 amino acids. The transcript has 8 exons. The record is from RefSeq and is a predicted model, not a curated record. Gene Ontology annotation, molecular function: L-galactose dehydrogenase activity.